AAUCUUUAUUGUUAAUCAUCGAGUGAGAAUACAAUUAGCUAAUUGUCCAAAAAUAAUAUCAAUUGUUUCAAUGUGUAAACAAGAUAAUCAGAAAUUUCGUUUCCUUCCUUUAUUAUAAAAUACAAAUAUAAUAUUUAUUUAUAAACAUUGCUCUUUCAAUUGACUUCAAUCAUCAAGACUACAACAAUUAAACUCAACCAGUUUUCAAAAUGUUUUACAAGCAAAUUAUUGUAUUUUCAUUGUUUCUUGGUUCCAUCUUUUGCUCCCAAGAGUCCGAACCACUUGCCGUUGUGCUGAACGAAGUAGGGGAAGACUAUGUUAUAAUCAAUGUGACCGGUUCAAUCAUGGUUAAUGGUACAAAGCUGGGAGGAAUCAUUGUGACUUAUGAUAUUGAAAAACGGAUCGACUCGAAAAGCCAAUGGUUCUCCCAUCUUGAUCUUAGAAAAGGCCUGAAAAAGAAACAACUCAGUCAGACCUCAACUCACGAGACUUUUCAUCACGUUUACAAGCUGAUCAACCUUGAACCAGGCGCUUAUUAUCGUUUUAAUGUGCAAGCUCGAUAUGGACAUCAGUCUUUUGUUGCUGAAAACUCUCCCCUUUAUGUAAAACUGAAAUCACCAAAAAUCUCUGGUAAAGUUUCCAAGCAACAGUUGGCCAUAAAAAUUGAAGAUCUUAAUGUUGACAAGUAUUUUGUUCAAGUUAAUCGAGUCGACAAUAAUUUAAAUCAAUUUGAUUGUGUUCUAAACAUUUCAAUGUCUGCCUGCUUUGGAAAUAAAAGUUUGAUAUUGACUGACCUAACUGAAGGUGAAAAAUAUCAAAUCAAGAGUUGGUACACUGAUUUUGAUGGUACAAUUUCAGAAGAGACAGUAAAUGAAUAUACUGUUUAAGUGAUUUAACAUUUCAAAUCAAUGGAUAGCCAACUUUCUUUGCGUUCAUCAAAACAAUUAAAAACAGUAAAUUAUGGAAGUUUACCGUGUGAAAUAACUAUUAACAAAUUUGAUAUUGGCUUAAAA
This is a messenger RNA of Tetranychus urticae (two-spotted spider mite), 1013 nucleotides long. RefSeq lists its product as uncharacterized. The record is from RefSeq and is a predicted model, not a curated record. Gene Ontology annotation, molecular function: protein binding. Lineage: Eukaryota; Metazoa; Arthropoda; Arachnida; Trombidiformes; Tetranychidae.